Messenger RNA from Helianthus annuus (common sunflower), 951 nucleotides. Its product is annotated as glutamate receptor 2.1-like. The transcript is spliced from 4 exons. Lineage: Eukaryota; Viridiplantae; Streptophyta; Magnoliopsida; Asterales; Asteraceae. The coding region runs from base 1 to 951 and encodes 316 amino acids. Gene Ontology annotation, cellular component: plasma membrane. The record is from RefSeq and is a predicted model, not a curated record. Gene Ontology annotation, molecular function: signaling receptor activity; ligand-gated monoatomic ion channel activity.
AUGGUGAUGAUGUUUCGGAUGGCCAACAAUUACAAGAUUCAGCCUGUUUUUAAGAUAAUCAGAAAUGAAAGCGUUACUGAGGUUCUUCAGAAACUUGGAGAGGAUUGCGAUGCUGUGGCCGGAGACAUUUCUAUCACAUCAAACAGAACAAAUAUUGCUGAUUUUACAAUACCAUAUAUGAGUUCUGAAAUCUACAUGUUUGUGCCAGCUGCACGAAAAUGGAACCAAACCCGGGUGACUUUAUUAAGACCUUUUACAAUAAAGCUUUGGAUUGCAAUAAUUAUUGCUUGUAUAUUUAUUGGAGUAGCUGUCGGAUAUUUGGAGUACCGUGGUAGAAACCCUGAUUUUCUUGACGUUCCUUUCUAUCAAAAAUUAUUUAUGAUCAUUUGGUUUCCCGUUUCGAAGUUUUUCUUCCAAGAAGUUUCUUACAGGCCGGUAGAUAAACCGAUGAAAUUACCGUUAUCAAGCCUGGAUGACUGUAAGAAAGUUUUGGAUAACCGCACGGUAGAUGCCAUUUUCGAUGAGCUUCCUUACAUUGAAAUAUUCCUUGCAAAGUAUGGAGAUAAUUACAUGAAGGUUGGACCACUGGCUAGCAAAUCUGGAUUAGGAUUUGUUUUCCCUCUCGAAUCUCAAUUACAACCAAAAUUUUCAAGGGCCAUUAUAAAAGUAACUGAAACUACAUAUAUGACCGAUAUGAAGAAAAUCUAUCUUCCAAAUCAAUCUCCUCUUCCAACACAGCCUGGUGAUUCCUUUCCGGAAAGUCUGGACAUUCAUAGUUUUUAUUUACUCUUUAUAUUCAUGGGUGUUGCAACUAUAAUCACUAUUAUUUGUUCAGAAAUCUCACUCAUGCGUACACAAGCACAAAUCUCACCAGAGAUAUUAAGAAAUAUGAUGUCUACUGUUGAAAUUAUUUGUGCAAAUUCAAAACAUAUCACUGAAAAUGAGCAUUAG